Messenger RNA from Echinops telfairi (small Madagascar hedgehog), 1557 nucleotides. It is a transcript of the gene VBP1, whose product is annotated as VHL binding protein 1. Bases 17 to 610 code for a protein of 197 amino acids. The transcript is spliced from 6 exons. Gene Ontology annotation, biological process: microtubule-based process; tubulin complex assembly; protein folding. Gene Ontology annotation, molecular function: tubulin binding. Gene Ontology annotation, cellular component: prefoldin complex; cytoplasm. The record is from RefSeq and is a predicted model, not a curated record. Lineage: Eukaryota; Metazoa; Chordata; Mammalia; Afrosoricida; Tenrecidae.
CACUCGCUUCACCAAGAUGGCGGCUGUUAAGGAUGGUGGUUCCCCUGGAGAAAUGGCCACAGGGAGCUUGCGGCGCCUCCACCUGGGAAUUCCUGAGGCCGUGUUUGUGGAAGAUGUAGAUUCUUUCAUGAAACAACCUGGGAAUGAGACUGCAGAUAUAGUACUAAAGAAGUUGGACGAACAAUACCAAAAGUAUAAGUUUAUGGAACUCAAUCUUGCUCAAAAGAAAAGGAGGCUGAAAGGACAGAUUCCAGAAAUCAAGCAGACUUUAGAAAUUCUCAAAUACAUGCAGAAGAAAAAAGAGUCCACCAAGUCACUGGAGACCAGAUUCUUAUUGGCAGAUAACCUGUACUGCAAAGCUUCUGUUCCUCCUACUGACAAAGUGUGUCUGUGGCUCGGGGCGAAUGUAAUGCUGGAAUAUGAUAUUGAUGAAGCACAGGCACUGUUGGAAAAGAACUUAGGAACCGCCACAAAGAAUCUGGAUUCUCUCGAGGAAGACCUGGACUUUCUUCGAGACCAAUUUACUACCACGGAAGUCAAUAUGGCUAGGGUUUAUAAUUGGGAUGUAAAAAGAAGAAACAAAGAUGAUUCUAUCAAGAACAAAGCAUAAAGCUGGCAAUUGAAAAUGUGGUUCAGUUUUCCAAGCAUACAUUAUUUUGAAUACCCUAAAGUUUAUUCUUAAAGACUGACAUAACUUUGAAUAAUUUUUUAGCAGCAAGAAUGAGGAUUAAAACUUUUAAAAAUGACAAAUGGCAUUUUUUUAAUUCAUGAACAAAAUUCAUUUCCAGUGUUUUAUGAAAUUAGUCGUAUGAUGUUUUCUUUUUCACAUUUCCCAAUAAAAUAAACAGUGCUUUCAUCGGAUUUGUCUGUCAUAAGAAAACUGAGUUGAAAAGACCCUAGACUCAAAGCUAGGCACUAACACAGUUUACUCUUUAUGUGCUUAAACCAGUUUCGAGGUAGGAAAGAUAGUUUGACUAUUUACAGACAGACUUGAUUUUCUUCCGUGCAUGUGAAGUUUUAUGACACUGGGACCACUGAUUUGUCUUAUGUAAAUGAGAUUCAUGGAUUACUGGUUAAUUCUCAUAAUAUUUUGAACUUUUCAGGAAACAGUAAUUUGCCUUUCUAAACAGGAAGAGGGCUACUGAGACCACAUGUUUUUUUAGCCCAAAUAGUGCACAGUGUCUUAGCGAUGCCCACAUAGAAGACUUUGACUAAUGUGAAAUACUAUUACCUGCUCAGCACUCACCGCUAAGGCGAUUUUUCCUUUAUUAAAGGUUCUUCAAAGCAGCUUAACUGGAAUGGUAAGGUGAAUGCCAAUUUGCAAUGGAAAAGAGGUGUUGUGCUUUUUAUUCAUGAUAAAGCCUCAUAGAAUUAAUAAGUUCCAAUGUAAGUCUGUUGGUGUAGUGGUUAGUGCUAGAUGAUACAGAUUCUGGUCAAAGUACAAACGUUCCAUUCCUUCUUAAUGUGGUAAAAACUUGUACAAUGUUUUGUACUUGUACUUCAUGAUAUUAAAACAAUGGUAUUUCAUGAUAUUAAAACAGUGAAGUUCAAACUGUG